AUGGUGAAAGCAUUUAUAGAGGCAUCAGGCGAUAAUGUAGAAACCUCUCCUUCACUAUACGUCUUUUUCGAUCGUGACCGAUACCUGUUUGAAUGCGGUGAAGGUACACAGAGAUAUGUGACACAACGUAACAGCUUUAGUUUGGCUAAACUCAAUGCUAUAUUCCUCUCGUCGCUUUCAUGGGACUCUGUAGGAGGUGUCAUGGGCUCUCUGCUCACUAUGAGCGAUAUUGGGACCAAUGAGGUGGUCAUUUAUGCACCGGUCGGAUUCUCGGCCAUCUUACAAGCCGCCAAACCUUUCCUCAAGAGAUCGUUGAUUGUUCAUGUCAAGGAAGUAGUCUCUUCACAUCAAUUUCAAGAUGAAUCAUUACGUGUUCAAAUCUUACCAAUUUCAAAUAAACCCAAUACUGAACAACAACAACAACAACAACCAUCAGUUAAUCAUAUUACAAUUGGUGGUAAUUCUCAAUCAUCCUCUUCUUCUAAUAAUAAUAAUAAUAAGACACCACAAUCAGAUGAUGAAAAUGAAUCAUCAUCAUCAUCAUUUGAUCCAAUCAAUGCAGAAUGUACAACAAGACAAGGGUCACCUCAAUCAACCAUUCUCUCAACUACAACAACAUCAAACCUUCAAGAAGAUAGAGAAGACCAAACAAGAGAAACAAAGAGAAAGAAAACUGAAGAAUCACCAGAGCAAUCACUUAGAUUUACAGUUGACCAAGAUACAUCAUCAUCACCAGAACAACACAAGUCAUUAGAUUCACCAAGAAAAUCAAUUGAUUCAGAUGUUGUACAUUGUUAUAUCGUUCGUAGUAAUGAAUUUGCAGGAACUUUUCUUCCAGACAAAGCAAAGGAACUUGGAAUUCGUCCAGGUCCACUUUUUAAAAGAUUGGUAGCUGGUGAAUCACUUACCAAUCAAGAUGGUAUAUUAGUUCAUCCUCAUCAAGUUAUGGAACCUGCUUCUCCUUCUUCUAAUAUUGGAAUUAUUAGAUGUCCAACAAUUGAAUAUAUUCAAGGAGUAAUUGGAUGUAAGGAGUUUUCAGAGUAUUUUAGAAAAGAUGAUCCUACCAAUGCUAAAAAGAUAUUGACAGUAUUUCAUAUUGCACCCAAGGUGGUAUUGAAUCAUCCCGAUUAUUUGACAUUUAUAGAACGAUUUGGAGAUGAAACCAAACACAUUAUUAUGAAUCAAGAGAGUUGUCAAUACUUUCCAUCAUUCCAACGUUCUGAGCAAUUUGUCACUCAACUAUCACUCUUGACAUCAUCCCUCUUCCCAUCUGGUGUCAAACCACGUCAAGUUUCUCCCAUUCUAACACCACAAAAUGAAGCUCGUAUUUCUCCAUCACUCGCCAAAAAUAUGUUACCAAUCAAUAAGAUCACUCGUGUAACUUUGGGUCCACCAAAACAAGCUGGUGAAAUUGAAUUUCUUUCUUUAUCUGAUUGUAUAAAUGAUGGUUUAAUUACUACUCCUGAUAAUACUAAUCAACAAAAUAAUCAACAACAACAAAAUAUUUCUGAACAAUCUAAUAAUCAAACUGAAGAUUCAGAAAUGAAUUAUAAAGUAGCAAAACAAGUAGUUGAAAAAUGUGUUUUAUCAAAUUCAAAAUUUUCAAGUCAAAUGGAAGAGAUCAAAUCGAUGGAAGCCAAGUUGGAGAGUAUGGAGAAAUUGGAUUCAGAGAUGUAUCCAAGAAUAUUGUUUACUGGGACGGGAUCUGCUAUCCCAUCAUUGUUGCGUAAUGUAACUGGUCAUCAUGUGUUGAUGGAGACUGGUGCUGGUAUGUUGUUGGAUGCUGGUGAGGGGACGUUUGGACAAAUGUCUCGUUUCUACGGUCCCGACAAGAUCGACUAUGUGUUGGCCGGUCUACGUGUCAUUUGGAUCUCCCAUUUACACGCCGAUCAUCAUUUGGGUACACCAGGCAUUCUCCAGAAACGUUUAGAGUUGGAAAAACGUGAUAAUAUCAAGUUGCCACCCGUCAUUGUCAUUGCACCACAGUCGAUUAUCACAUGGCUCAACAAGACGGACAAGGUACGUCCGUUGGGUCAUAUAGGCAUUUCGAUCGAUCGUAUGGCCAAUGAAAUCAAGACACUCAAGCCUGCUUUAAUCGAUCUGGGUAUUGUCGAGAUUAUCAAUGUGCCUGUGAUCCAUUGUUACAAGGCGUUUGGUAUUGUCGUCACACUCAAGAAUGGCUUCAAGUUUACUUAUUCAGGCGAUACCCGUCCAUGUCCGUUGUUGGCUUCAGAGGGUAAAUCGUCAGACGUACUCUUGCACGAAGCAACCAUGUCGGAUGACUUGUGGGAAGAGGCCAUCAAGAAACGUCACAGCACCGUUGGUGAAGCACUCAAGGUUGGAAAAGACAUGGGUGCCAAGUUUACCAUCCUCACUCAUUUCAGUCAACGUUAUCCCAAGAUGCCUCAACUCGAACAAAAUCAACGCGCGCGAUUCGGACUUGCCUUUGAUCUCUUACAAGUCGCUCCCUUCCAAUACCCACUUCUCGAAAGCUUGAUCCAGCCUGCCAACACUCUAGCCGAAUUCGAAAGACUCAAAGAUAUCCAAGAACGUAAUGAUACAGUCUCUACUUCUGUCAUUCCUAAAAAGGUAGGAGCUAAACAAAAGCAACAACAACAACAACAACAAAAACAACAAAAAAGAAAACAAAUUGAUAAUGAUGAUAAAGAAAAUGAAAAAGAAAAGGAAAAGGAAAAUUAA
Cavenderia fasciculata is the source of this 2700-nucleotide messenger RNA. RefSeq lists its product as uncharacterized. Gene Ontology annotation, molecular function: 3'-tRNA processing endoribonuclease activity. NCBI's taxonomy places the organism in Eukaryota, Evosea, Eumycetozoa, Acytosteliales, Cavenderiaceae. The coding region runs from base 1 to 2700 and encodes 899 amino acids. The record is from RefSeq and is a predicted model, not a curated record. The transcript is spliced from 2 exons. Gene Ontology annotation, biological process: mitochondrial tRNA 3'-end processing. Gene Ontology annotation, cellular component: mitochondrion.